AUUAAACACGCGGUUUCGUCCCCUCCCCUGUUUCUUCCUUCGAUAAGGAAGGAGAGAGAGAGAGAGAGAGAGAGAGAGAGAGAGAGUACCCUGUACCCCGUAUCUAUACAUAAAGAGAAAGCUCUAUAUAUGUACAUACAUCCACAGAGAGAGAGAGAAGUGAGGGAGAGAGAAGUGAGAGCUCUGCUAGUACGGCCGUGAUUGCUGGACAUAAUUCCUCGCCAUCUCCGCCUUCGACAUUAGUCCACUGAUCAUCAUCGCUCAUUUCCCUCCAUAGAUUCGACCCUUUUAUUCUCUAGAUCUCAUAACAGACCCAAAAAGAGAAGGGGCUAUCAACCAGUGGUUAAAGGGGGUGGGUUGUGGCAAUGGCAUCCAGCACGAUUCGCAAGGCAAUAGGCGCCGUGAAGGACCAAACGAGUAUCAGCUUAGCCAAAGUGGCUGGAACUGUGGCCCCGGACCUCGAAGUACUGGUGGUGAAGGCGACGAGCCACGAUGAAGAACCUGCCGAUGAGAAGUACAUUAGGGAAAUUCUAUACCUCAUGCAGCACUCAAAGGGUUAUGUUAAUGCUUUUGUGUUUGCGAUUUCGAAGAGGUUGAGCAAAACUCGUGAUUGGAUUGUGGCAUUGAAGGCCUUAAUGCUUGUGCAUCGAAUGAUGGUUGAUGGGGGCCCUUUUAUAGGGGAGGAGAUUAUGUAUGCGAGUCGAAGGGGGACAAGGGUUUUGAACAUGUCUGGUUUUCGCGAUGAGGCUCACUCGAAUUCUUGGGAUCAUUCCAGUUUUGUGAGGACUUACGCAUCUUACCUCGAUGAGAAGCUUGAAUUCAUGGUGUAUGAGAGGAAAUUGAGUGGUGUUGAUGGGAGGAAAAAUGAAGAUGGUUACGGGUAUGGAGAAUUCAGGGAUGAACCGGCUUAUGGGAUGAAUGGGAAGUCGACGUCUUAUGGUGAUUUGAACGAAUCCGUUGUUAGAGAGCAGCGAAAAGAGAAAAUCCCACUUAGGGAAAUGAAGCCUGAGAGGGUUUUGGAGAGGCUGAAUGAGUUGCUAAGGCUUCUUGAUCGAUUCUUGGCGUGCAAGCCAACAGGCAUGGCGAAGAAUAGUAGGACGGUGCUUGUUGCUCAGUACCCAGUUGUGAGGGAGAGUUUUAGGCUUUAUGGUGAUAUAUGUGAGGUUUUGGGGGUUUUAUUAGACAGGUUUUUGGAGAUGGAGUAUGUUGAUUGUGUUAAGGCUUUUGAUGCUUAUGUUAAUUCAGCAAAGAUGAUUGAUCAGCUUGCAGCCUAUUAUGGUUGGUGUAAGGAUAUAGGGGUUGCAAGGUCAUCAGAGUACCCUGAAGUGCAGAAAAUUUCUGAUAAGCUUUUGGGGACACUUGAGGGGUUUGUGAGGGAAAAAGCAAAUAGACCGAAAAGCCCAGAGAGGCGUAGGGAAGAUAGUUCAGCAGUCGUGAAAGAGGAGCCAAUACAGGAUAUGAAUGAAAUAAAGGCGCUUCCUGCACCAGAAAAUCACACUCCAGCACCUCAACCUCCACCUGAGCCACAACCCAAGCCAAAAUCUCAGCAUGUAACGGAGGACUUAGUGAAUUUGAAGGAUGGUGUGUCCGCUCAGGAGCAAAACAACAAAUUGGCAUUGGCUUUGUUUUCUGGCCCACCCAAUUCCAAUCCAAACGGCUCUUGGGAAGUAUUCCCUUCAGAUGGAGAACCUGAAGUAACCUCAGCGUGGCAAACACCAGCGGCUGAGAGUGGCAAAGAAGGUUGGGAAUUGGCCUUGGUGGAGUCUACUAGUAACCUUUCAAAGCAGAAGGCUAACUUAGCAGGUGGUUUUGAUUCGCUAUUGUUGAAUGGUAUCUAUGAUCAGGGAGCGGUGAGGCAGCAUGUGAGCAAUGCUCAGUUAAAUGGUGGGAGUGCAAGCAGCGUAGCAUUGCCUGGCGCGGGGAAGAGUGCAACACCUGUCCUUGCAUUGCCAGCCCCUGAUGGUACGUUCCAAAUGGUGGGAAAUCAGGACCCAUUUGCAGCGUCCUUAACGGUGCCACCUCCUGCAUAUGUGCAGAUUGCUGAUAUGGAGAAGAAGCAGAAUUUGCUUGUCCAAGAACAACUUCUUUGGCAGCAGUAUGGCAGUAGUGGGAUGCAAGGGCAGCUGGGUUUGGCCAAGAUUGCUGGAGGUGGUGGUUUCUAUGGCCCUGGUUCACAACCAAUGAUGCCUUAUGGAAUGCCAACGGUGACUGGCAUGGGUCCGGCUGGAGGGUACUACUACCCAACCUACUGAUGGCUUUCCGGAGGAGUGAUUUUUGGGAUAUGAUGUUGGUAAAAAUUUACUCUUUUAAUGCUUGUUUGAAAUAUUUCUGAUAUUAUCUAUGCUUCAUCCUAAUGUUCCAUUGGUGUUGAAGCUAUCUAUCUACAUAAGAGGCUAGAAGAGGCCACACAAGAGAACAUGAGCGUUUGUUUUGGUGUCUCUAUGUUUAAUGGUUUUCCGUUCAUACAGGAAAUGAAUAUAUGUUGACGGAGUUUCUUUCA
Molecule: messenger RNA, 2500 nt
Organism: Rhododendron vialii
Lineage: Eukaryota; Viridiplantae; Streptophyta; Magnoliopsida; Ericales; Ericaceae
Product: probable clathrin assembly protein At4g32285
Exons: 2
Coding region: 366-2252 (628 amino acids)
Biological process (GO): vesicle budding from membrane; clathrin-dependent endocytosis; clathrin coat assembly
Cellular component (GO): clathrin-coated vesicle; clathrin-coated pit
Molecular function (GO): phosphatidylinositol-4,5-bisphosphate binding; SNARE binding; clathrin heavy chain binding
Source: RefSeq, a predicted model, not a curated record